Molecule: messenger RNA, 2281 nt
Organism: Sphaerodactylus townsendi
Lineage: Eukaryota; Metazoa; Chordata; Lepidosauria; Squamata; Sphaerodactylidae
Gene: CFAP99
Product: cilia and flagella associated protein 99
Exons: 16
Coding region: 248-2215 (655 amino acids)
Source: RefSeq, a predicted model, not a curated record
ACGGGACUGCAGGCGAGUGAAGCGCCAUUAAGAACGUCACGCGAGUUGCCUGCUGUCUCUGCUCUUGGCUGCCCGCUCCGUGGGGCUGAGGAGCCCGCCCUGCCCUGUGGCUUUCCGUUGACGUUGUCGCGGAAAGCCCCGGGGCUGCUGCAUGUUGCUUGAGUCCUAAGCAUAGGAACACACGCUUCCUGGAUGCUGCGCUUGGUGCACUACAGUUUUACAGUUUACAAGGCUCUGCAAAGUCAAGAUGGCUGGCCAGUGGAAACAUAUUGAAAUGGUGGUCCAAUGGCUUAACAAAUUCAGCCCUGAAAAAGAGCGUGUUCAGCAAUUCUUGGAUGAAUCAGCUAAGGAUUUAAAAGGUUUUAAUGUAAACAAUGAAACUUUUUUGGUGGAGAUUUUGUCUGGCUGUAUAGAAUAUAAACCUCUAUUGGAUGUGGUAGUCAAUGCGUUUUAUAUCCGUGAUGGAAAACACUGCAUUGUGUCUGAGCGUAAUCUGUACAAUGUUGUUUGUUACUUGGCCACGUUUCAGCUGGAGGAGCUUGGCCUUCAACAGUUCAGCAAAAUAGUGAAGUCACUGGGUGGUGCUAAGAUAUGUAAGUUUCUCAGGUUCUUUUUCAAUGUCAUGAAUCUGAGCACGUGGAUUAAAGAUGAGUGGAGUCAGAUAUACGACUCUGCUUAUGUGGCAGCUAACUGGAUUGAAUUAUUGCUAAGAUGGCAACCAAAAGUGCAACAACUUAUUGAUCAAUUUGAUGAUAAAUCAACAAACAAUAUUUCUUCAUCGCCGAAGACAACUAAGCCAGAGGAGUUUCACUUGACAGUCCCUAACCCACGACCUGUUCUGAUCCCUGAGCCGGUUACACAAAAAAAGUAUUCGAAGCAUGUUCCAGAGACCACAUAUAAACCUCCUAGACUGGAGCAACGCCUCAAAGAAAUCAAACUAAAGAAUCGCAAGAAAGCAGAGGAUCUGCUGCUGGAAGCAAACCUUAGUCAGUUCUCCUGUGCGGCCACAAAGCCUGAACAUGAAAGCACAAUUAGAAAUGAGAUACCAAAGGGAGCAGAGAGAUUUCAUGCUCAGAAGAUCCAAGGAAAGAAAGACAAUAUAUCUAUCAAACUAAAUACAGCAGCAAUCUUAAGGGAAAAUGUCCUGUAUCAACGAAAAAUGGAACAGGAAUUAAACAGAAUUGAACAUCUUCUGCGAGGAGCUCGAGAUCCAUCUGACUUCCUUGACUGGCAAAAACAGAUGCUUGAAAAUGACCGGCACCAACAGCUGGCUGAAGAGGAGUGUAGGAGACUGGAAGGGAAACUGAGCUAUGAGGAGGCCAUUCGAUCGCGUCAGAAUUGUACUCAGGAAAAUCAGAAAAAGGCUGAACAAGAGAGACUGGAGGAAGCAGAAAUGCAGCAACAGUUAAAAGAAAUACAGCUUCAGGAGGAGAGAGAGAAAAAGAAAUUGGUGCAGCAAGUGGCAGAAGGACACAAAAAUGCGAAGCAAGCACUCAUAAAACUCCAAAAAUACAAGCAUCAAAUAGCUCAAGAAAUGUCUGAAGAAAUCCAAGGACUACUCCUCCAGGCCUUAGAGCGAGAAGAAGAGCAAUUCAAGAAAAGAUGUGAAUUGAUUCAAGAAAUAAGAGCUAUGGAGUAUGUGCCAUUCCGCAAGAACAAAUUUGUUGAUUUAACCCAGACAGGCAACCAUGGCUUUCUUGGUGAAAUGUCAGUCGUGGAACUGCAAGAACGCUUAGCCUUGAUGAAGGAGGCUCAGAAGAAGGCAGAAAUCGAGAAGAGGGAUUUAAUAAUAUGUGAAAAACGCAGUAAGGAGCAGCGUCUUUUGGACACUCUGGAGCAGAUCUCCGUGUUCAGAGAAGCAUUUGGAAGAGCAGCUGCACUGAAACAGGAGGAAAAGAAAAUUAAGCCUCAGUUUAGUGAAAUACUUCUGAAAGAUGAACGGGUUUUAGAUCUACAGAAAAAGAUUGCUGAAAAAUCUGUGGAACGUAGAAUGCAGAUGCAGAACUUUAAGAGUGCAUGUAUGAAGUCUAAUGGAAGAUUAAAGAAGACAUCGAGACCAUGUCUGCAGGAAGAUCACCGGAAGAAGCUGGAAGAAAGUCGGCAGCAACAGUUUAAGAAACUUCAGCAAAAUUUCGUGUCAAGGGAAGUAGCUCAAAAAAUGACAGCACGUGAGGCUGAGAGCACCGGAACGUCUGCUUGCAUCCUGCGUUCUUAAGGCAGACAAAAUUACUUCUAGGAUAUUUCUGUUGACGUGAUGGGACAUUAAAGUAACAAAGCAUCA